AUGGAAUCUCAAGAAGAAUCUAGUUCGAGCCUUCAAAAAAGUAUAUACACUAACGAAACUGAUAGUGAAAAUGAUAGUAAUGAUACGCCUUCAAUUACAAACAUAUUAACUGGACUUAAAAAAAAGAAAAAUAGAAAAAGACUAGAAAAGGCUCAAAUAAGAGUAAUAGAGAGAGAUAGAUUACUUUCACUUAAUUUAAUUAAUACUGAAUCUUAUUUUGAGGAAGAAGAUCCUGGCAAAGUUAAUGAUGGU
This is a messenger RNA of Dentiscutata erythropus, 252 nucleotides long. NCBI's taxonomy places the organism in Eukaryota, Fungi, Glomeromycota, Glomeromycetes, Diversisporales, Gigasporaceae. The record is from the annotation of a GenBank genome assembly.